Molecule: messenger RNA, 2371 nt
Organism: Daucus carota subsp. sativus
Lineage: Eukaryota; Viridiplantae; Streptophyta; Magnoliopsida; Apiales; Apiaceae
Product: protein REPRESSOR OF SILENCING 3
Exons: 4
Coding region: 102-2132 (676 amino acids)
Cellular component (GO): nucleus
Molecular function (GO): RNA binding
Source: RefSeq, a predicted model, not a curated record
CAAAUCGCAAUUACAAGGCCGUGUUUGGUUGACACGUUUUGAGGACAACUGCAAGUUGCAGCUAGGGUUUAGCUGCGGGAGAGAGAGAGAGAGAGGCAACAAUGGAGAAGGUGGAAGAAGAAAAGGGGGCACAGGGAACGAGGAUAUACAUGGGUGGAUUAGGCAAAAUUGUAACUGAAGAUGAUAUUCGUAAAACAUUUUCAGGUUUAGGUCGUGUUGAUGCUGUCGAUAUUUUUCGCACCAAAGGCCGUAGCUUUGCUUACCUUGAUUUUGUACCUUCCGCUGAAAAGUCUCUCCCCAAGCUCUUUAGCACGUACAAUGGGUGUAUGUGGAAAGGAGGAAGGUUGAAACUUGAGAAGGCAAAAGAGCACUACCUUCUUCGCUUAAAACGUGAGUGGGAUGAUGAUGCCAAACUUAUUAAUAGUGCACCAAGUAGGGUUGAUAUAUCUGACAGCAAGCCUUCGUCGGAGAAGCCGAAAAAGUUACAAGCUUUGGAAAAGCCAAAUAUUCGUAUAUUUUUUCCCAAAUUGAGCAAGAUGAAAUCUUUGCCAUUCGGUGGAAGUGGAAAGCACAAAUACAGUUUCCAGCGCAUUGAAGUACCCCCUCUUCCAAUUCAUUUUUGUGAUUGUGAAGAACAUUGUAAUUCAUUUCACAAGGAAAAAGGAACUACUUCUGAUACAGAAACAGCAAAUGGCGGGAUUAGAGAGGAAGAACUUAGCAUUAUGGAAUCAGUUAUGAAAAAACUAUUUGAGAGAGAGACUGACUCCAAGGCUGUGGCAGACAGGGGUAAAUCAACUGAAGAAAGAGACAGUUUACCUGAAGUUAUUGAUAUUCCAGUUGAUGAAGUUAUUUCUGAUCCACCGUCAGAUGAAGAAAAUCUUAUUAUUAACAUCGUGGCUGGUGGGAAGGAAAGUAUGCUAUUAUCAGGGAACCAGGCACAAAAAACUAGGCCAGACAACAAGGAAUUAAAGCAUGGUAGAUCUAAUACCUUUAAAGAUCGCCCAGUCAACAGUUUACAUACAAGUCAGAAAAAGAAUAUUGAAUCUUUCAGUAUGAAAAGAAAAUUGCCUCUUGCCGAGUUAAGUGAAGGAAAUGAACGUGAAUCCCUUGAUACAAAAAAGAAAAAGAGUUUGCCAGUUAAUUCCAAAGGACAAGAGGAUCAGAGUACAGAACCGAAGGCACGCCCCCCAAAAUCGAAAAAUAAUAUUGCAUGGUCACAGAAGUCUGCAUGGAAGGACUUAAUUGGUAAGAAAGGUAACACUCCAUUCCAGUUUUCCAGUGUUGUGUCAAGUAUUUCUUCUACGAAAGAAGAGCAGCCCAAUAGCUCCAGCGAUAAGCUGAGCGAAUCUUUUGCUAAGGUUAAGCUUCCCCAAAGCUCAGAUGCUGCUCCAACAAUAGCAUCUGCAAAAGUGGAGCAGCCUCAAAGCUCACGUUUUGUUGUAGGCGUAAUAAUGGAAGAGCAAACCAGGCCUCGUGAUCUUAAUGUUAUCAGUUAUAGUUCCGAUUCAGAAAAGCAAAACACACUACAUGGGAACCCAGAAAGUGAAACAAUGCAGUCUAAAGAAAAGCAAGGUGCAGAAGCUCCUGCUUUAGCUUCACCAAAUGACGUUUCAAUAACAACAGCCAGAGGUGUUUCAUGGCGACAAAAAUCAUCAUGGACACAGCUGGUUGCUGAUGCAAACAAAAAUUCAUUCAGCAUCUCACAAGUUAUACCUGGUCUCUCUUUUGAAACACAACCAUCACAACCCAAUCUCACUGAUGUUGCUGCAGAUACAAGUAAUGCAGAACAUCAAAACUUGUUGAAGCUAAAUGAGCUUGAAAAUACAGGACAUGGUCUUGAAGUAAAAGACAGAUCUGUUCAUGUUGCUCCUAGUAAUUUCGAUGCUAUCUCUCUGUCUAAGAGCACUGUUGACUCUGAGAAGUCGAAAGCGUCAACAGUCUUAGGAAAGCGUGAAGCUACUGCACUGAAAAUUAACAACAGACUACCAUUAAUUCGAAAACCAAUAUCUAUUGCUGAUUUCGGUGAAACUUGCUCAUUCGUGAGGAGUGCUGAUUCCUUGAAGGAGUGGUCUAAGGCCAAAGCAUCUGUAAGUAACUCUCUUAAGAAAAAAAGGGGACCUGAAGAGAAGUAGUCAUCCUCCCCUAAAGAAUUCGAAUGUAAACUUGUGUUCGGAGGUGAUCAUGUAUUUUUCUUCAUUAGGGAAAAAACGCUCCUCAUAGAUGGAGUUGGGUUUUUUGCAAUUUUUUUUGUCCGCAUCAAUAAUUGCAUGCUAUGAGAACCCAUAUAUUCUUUAUCAAGCUUUUUUUUGCCUGUAUCUGCACUGAUGAAUUUUUAUUUUACUUUGUGAUACUGUGGGCGUGGUUCUUUCAA